This is a messenger RNA of Ictidomys tridecemlineatus (thirteen-lined ground squirrel), 1343 nucleotides long. It is a transcript of the gene Mrps14, whose product is annotated as mitochondrial ribosomal protein S14. Gene Ontology annotation, biological process: translation. Gene Ontology annotation, molecular function: structural constituent of ribosome. Gene Ontology annotation, cellular component: ribosome; mitochondrial small ribosomal subunit. The record is from RefSeq and is a predicted model, not a curated record. NCBI's taxonomy places the organism in Eukaryota, Metazoa, Chordata, Mammalia, Rodentia, Sciuridae.
CGGACAAGAUGGCGGCUUCCAUGCUGGGCGCGCUGCUGCGGACGUUCCGGCAGGUGGUUCCUUCAUUAGCUUCACGCCAAGUCCGAGGUUACUAUGUAGACUGGAAAAUGUUGCGUGAUGUGAAGAGACGAAAAAUGGCCUAUGAAUAUGCAGAUGACAGAUUGCGGAUCAAUUCCCUCCGGAAGAAUACCAUUUUGCCCAAAGAUCUUCAGGAAAUGGCUGAUAAAGAAAUUGCAGCCCUUCCCCGGGAUAGCUGUCCUGUUAGGAUUAGAAAUCGAUGUGUUAUGACAUCCCGUCCACGUGGUGUAAAGCGACGCUGGAGGCUUAGUCGAAUCGUCUUCCGACACUUAGCUGACCAUGGGCAACUUUCUGGGGUCCAGCGAGCAAUGUGGUAAAAAUAAGCUCCAGAACCAACUGAACUUUCAGGGAAGAAGAGACUUUUUUUGUGAUGCUGUGGAUCAAACCCAGAGCUUCCCACAUGCCAGGCAAGUGCUCUGCUAUUGAGCCACAUCCCCAAUCUGAGACCCUAGCUACAUAUAGUUAAAUUACUUUCAAAUUUUAAGGAAUUUGGAUAUUUCCUUCUGUCAUUAAGUUCUCUAAAAGAUUAAACAUACUGUUCAUAUACAUGAUGUAAAGAGUAGAGCAGGCAAUAAAAAGUAUUUUCUAUGGAAACAGGCUUUGUAUGCUUCUUUUUUUCUCUAUGCUUUUCCUUUAAGAGUUAUCUUUUAGUAACACAUAAGGAUUUCUAUAUUUUUUUUGAAGUUUUACUUGGUAAAACAGUAUUUAUCUUGUAGAUAAACCAACCGACAGACAGACAGUUUAAUUCUGGGUUAGUUUCCCUGCCCUGCAGAGGCUGCCUUACUAUUAGUUGUUAAACAAUGGAUUGGAAGUUAAAGGUGAUGACCUGUAUUAUUGGCUAAUACUCAACUGCUUUGUGUUGACAGCUGAACAGAAGAACCAUCUGUUCUUAUUACAUCUUUACUGUAAAAUAUGCCUCUUUAAGCUUUGUUGGAAUAAUAUAUAUUCCCUAUAUUCAGCAGGUUUUCUUGUGCAGUAACUGAACAAUGUGAUCAGCCCAGUGAUGAAAAAUACAUGUUACUAUGAAAGAACCCACUUACAUACAUGUGAAAUACAUAUAUAAAAUCUUCAGCUAGGUGCUUUGGUGUUUAUAAUCCCAGCUACCCAGGAAGCUACUUGGGAGAAGGAUCCCUUAAACUAGGAAUUUGAGGUCAGCUUGGGCAACAGUGAGGCACCAUUUAAAAAAAAAAACAUCAGCACAACACAAGAGCCCUGUCAUGGAGGAUUUCACAUUAUGUGAAGGGGAUGACUUCAUUUAACUACCA